Molecule: messenger RNA, 703 nt
Organism: Diorhabda carinulata
Lineage: Eukaryota; Metazoa; Arthropoda; Insecta; Coleoptera; Chrysomelidae
Exons: 3
Coding region: 8-457 (149 amino acids)
Biological process (GO): cilium organization
Source: RefSeq, a predicted model, not a curated record
AAGGUCAAUGACUAAUCAAAGUCAAUAUUCAAUUAUGGAUCCGUGGCUGUGUUGUCAAACAGGCGUUUCGGUUUCGGAAAAUAAUACAAAAUUUGAGUUUGAGGACAAUUUCACACCCACUCUAGAUAACAGAUUACCUGAUUCUGAAGAAUAUCUUGCCGUAUUAGAAGAAAAACUAAAAAAAAUAAAAGCAGAUCCGAAUAUUUUGGCGCAAUUGGUUGCAAAAAGGGAGGCGUGUAUGCAAGAAUUACUUAACGGUGUUAAUGGUAACGGUUUAAAACACGUAGAUGAUCACAUUUUAGAACUUGACGAACCUAUUUCAAAUUCGCAAGUAUUACGGGCGAUAGCUCCUCAAAGACAGGCUAUAAAUCAGGGCGAAGUUGUAGAAUUCAUUAAAUACGACCAACUAGAGUAUGAAGACAGCGAUUCUUCAGUAAAUAGGAGUGAAGACUCUUAAUUGAUCUAAUAGUGUAUAAUAUGAAACCAUUAUUAUUUUUAUUGAAGUUAGCUUGGGAUAGUAGAUAUCGUCUUCCAAUUCUUAUAACAGUGGGUUUCAUGGUGUUAGAUGUAAGAAUGCAGUUGGACAUCAACGUUCAAACUAGAAGAAUACCACGAACAAGACGCCCGCCACCUGUGAUACAAAUACACGAGGCAGAUAAUAGAGAACAAAAUGAUAUUUCGGAUAACGUUUCGAACGGUACAU